AUGAGUAGAUGGAAAUAUUGGAAGAUUAAACCCAAGAACACUACAGGAUGGAGACAAGUAUUCUUAGCAAGAGCGACAACUGACAAAUGGGCGCUAGAAAUAUUGAAUGAUUUAGCAAACUGUGGAGCAUUAUUCUUGGCAAAUACUAGGAAACUAAGACAGUUGGGUGAUAAUGCUAGAGAUGUCUUAUUGUGGGUGAUGAAUAAACCCGAUGAGUCAUCUCUCACUCACAGCUACUUUGCUAAACGAACGCUGCAGUGUACAAGGCGGUAUCAUGUCAUAAAUCAAUGGAGAGCAUGGAGAGAUGGCAACAUCCAAUUUUCAACAAUACAUGGAUUCGGUCUGAUGGCGAUAUUGUUCAAUGAAAGAAUAGACUUGGAGGACGUUAUCACCGAAAUCAAUAUGUUGGCUGGUGAAUUUAUGAGAUUGCAUCCGCCCGAUACUGCUUCUCCACUCGAUCGAUUUUACGCUCUGGCAGCGUUCUUUACACAAAAGUACGGAUCCAAUCACUCAUAUUACGAAAUAGAGACUAAGUUAAUGUAUAUGUUACAUCCAAUCACAGAGACAAAAGGAAGCAAAGCUUCAAUAUUAGCAAUAAUAUUCGAAGAACUCGCUAGGCAAUGUGGUAUACCUAACGUAGAAAUAGUGGCUGACAGGGAACGGCGCUCAUAUCGGCGAUAUCAUUUUGUAAGAUAUUACGAACGGAUAAUAUCAGACACUUUGGAAGAUUCUAUCGAAGUUGAUGAUGAAUAUGCUGUUUAUUUUAUUGACUUUAAAAAACACUCUACAACGGGAGUCAUGGCGGAAGAAAUUUUUGAUCAGCAUGCGCUCCAGUAUUAUGGAGCAUACUCGGGAGAUUAUAUCCCCAUUCCUCAGGCGGAAUUGUUUGUUCUCUUUGUUCAUGAUUAUUGCCAGAAUUUAUCCAGACUAUUAGGUCAUAGCUCGGAGCUGUUCUACGGUGCAGCAUUACAAAGACAAUUUCUUACUAGAUUAGAAAAGAAUACGCUUGAUUUCCAACUUAUAUGUCGAGAUAUCGAAGACUGGUGGACAUACGUUGCAGUUACCUACCAAUAUCCUGAAGACUAUGAAUUGGCAAGAGAAGCUUUAAGAGAUGUGGCGCCAUAUUUUGAGAAGGCGCAAGGAGCAGAUCUUGAUUUGUGGAAUGAUAUGACAGCUACUAUUCAGUCAGAUAUCGAACUAUUGGAGACUAAUGAUGGUAUUGAGUGGGAUUAUUCAGGGAAAGUUCAAAGAGGAGUAAUCGGGGAGAGGGAUCCGCAGUUCUUUGUUGGGGAUGUAGUAUAUUUUGGAAAGUUUGGAUGUCUUGGUGUCGUGUGUCGAUGGGAUCGAGUAUUUGAUAUUGAAAUAGCAGAAACUGUAGGAAAAUUUGCAUAUUGCGAUCGAGACCUUCGCCCAAAUCAACCGUUCUAUGAAAUAUUAACUCGGCGAGGCACAUUCUUGUACUGUGCCGAAGAGAAACUCCAAUUGGAACCAGCUACAUCUGAUCGACUCACUCGAACGGUCCCUCCAACUUUAUACGGAGAUUACACGGGCGAUGAACAAGAUUGGGAACUAGCUAAGGCACUUGGACCGAUAACUACUGAAUUAGUCGGUAGCUUUUUUGAGAGAUGGGAUCCCGAGUCGGGCAAGUAUAUAAUGAACUGGAGUACGCGAAAGUGGUUCCCUCAUGGCUGA
This is a messenger RNA of Paraglomus occultum, 1692 nucleotides long. The record is from the annotation of a GenBank genome assembly. Lineage: Eukaryota; Fungi; Glomeromycota; Glomeromycetes; Paraglomerales; Paraglomeraceae.